GUGGGGGGAAAGUGAAAAUCACCGCGAGAAUUUAACUGCAGCAGGCAGAACUACUGUGAAAAUGAUGUGCUGAUGAUGCGAAUGUACUUCAGAUUAGCAAAUCAAGGGCGAAUGUCCGUAAUCAGAAAUGUCAAGUCUCGCUGUUUACAUGUUUAGGAAGUUGAUGAAUGAAAAGUUCAAAAAAUGACUUGAAUGUCAAUUAAAAAGUUUAAAUUUAUCCACA
Messenger RNA from Clunio marinus, 223 nucleotides. Lineage: Eukaryota; Metazoa; Arthropoda; Insecta; Diptera; Chironomidae. The record is from the annotation of a GenBank genome assembly.